Molecule: messenger RNA, 957 nt
Organism: Dioszegia hungarica
Lineage: Eukaryota; Fungi; Basidiomycota; Tremellomycetes; Tremellales; Bulleribasidiaceae
Exons: 6
Coding region: 1-957 (318 amino acids)
Source: RefSeq, a predicted model, not a curated record
AUGGUCCUCCAAGCCCUGUCCGGUAUUCCCGUAGCAGGCAUCGCGCGACUCGCCAACUCCAGCCGCAAAGAGCAACAGCUCGCAUGGAAAGAACCCGCCAAGGACCGGCCUCGGCCAGACUACGUCCCGCUCAAUAAAAUGACGGAGAGCUAUGUCGCUGCGAAGCAAGUCAGGGAUGCAGGGGACCGCAUGGAGGGCCCUGGUGCGGAGGGGAAGAUGGGCAAGGAAGAGGAUGAGUAUGCGUACGAGGAUGAAGAGGGGGGUGGAGCGACUGCGCCUGGGUCAUCCCGGGCUCAGCAGAGGCCAAGGACUUGGAAGGGGAAGUUCGUUGAGGCGGGCGAGGGAGGGAUGCGGUCAGGACCGGUGUUCCAGGAGAGAUGCGUCCGAAUGCCGAACUCCCCCUCAAGCUCAAAUGGAGCCACUUGUGCACUUGAGAAACUGAAACACGUGCGAUUGCCCGUUCGGGUAAUCUUGAGACGAGGAAUGCUGGCGCAGCCAGAACUCACUGCUUCCACGAUGCGCACCUCCGCUGCUGGCCCAUCUCGCGUCCAGCUCGAACCGAGAUCUCAGGCGCCCGCGACCGCUCCCUCCCGCUCAACGAGGAAAGCGCCCGCCAAGGCCUCAAAAAAAUCGCAAGACAAGAAGCCCGCUCCCGGUCUGCCUACAGGUCAGAUCCAUACCAUAGACACUUUCGCUUCCAGCUCGUCCAGCAAAGUCAAGGAAGAGACCAACGAGGACUAUGUACCCAAAAAGGUCGAGAAACCUGUUGCGCAGCGAGCGCCGCGUACGUCAGGCCCGGGCCAAGUACUCGGGACAGGCGCAAGUGCAGUGAAAAAGGGCAAGGGCAAGGGUAAAGGCAAGCAGAGCUCGCCGCCAGCGGAGGACGAUUUGGAGGCGAUGAGGCAGAAGAGGCUUGCUGCGCUUGAGGCGCGGAUGUCCGUCGAGCCUGAGGCCUAA